UGGCAACCAUAAACAAAAAAUGUAAACAAAUAAAAAGGCGCGAAAAACAAGCAAUCAAAACAGCCAUAUAAAAAUAUAUGCACCACCAUAUAAUAAAGUGCAUUUUGAAACAAAGUUAUGGAUUUUAUUCAAGAGGAACCACCCAAGAAAAUUAUCAAGACUGAACCAAAUGAAGUUGAGAUAAAACCAAAAAUUGAAAAAAUCAAAGAAGAGAAUGAACAGAAAGAAGUUGAUGUUAAAGAAGAAAUAUCUCUAACCAAGGACAUAAAGCCUGAAUGUGAUGAAUCUGCGCCAGCCUUCGAUGUGAUUGUGGAUAAAAUUGAUUCACUGAAAACUUUGGGACCAUUUAUUGCGGCACGAGAUAAUUCCCAAAACAUUGUUUAUUUCCAGGACCUGCCCGAUAUUUGCAAGACUGAACCAUGUAUGCUGGGUGUAGACGAAGCUGGACGUGGUCCGGUUCUCGGUCCAAUGGUUUAUGGCAUAGCAUUCUGCCCAUUAAAUAGAAAGCAAGUAUUAAUCGAUUUAGGGUGUGCCGACUCCAAACAAUUAACGGAAGAAAAGCGUGAGUUUAUAUUUAAUGAAAUGAAUACUUCGAAAACACCACGGAAUUGUGUUGGCUGGUCUGUAGAAUUGAUUUCACCUAAUGUUAUUAGCACUAGCAUGCUACGACGCUCAAAAUGUUCACUCAAUGAAGUAUCUAUGACAUCAGCGAUUGAACUUAUUAAACGCGCUAUUGAGGAAGGAGUUAAUAUUGCUGAGGUAUAUGUGGAUACUGUUGGACCCCCAGAAAAAUAUCAAGAAAAGUUGAAAGGAAUAUUUCCACAAUUUAAAAUUACUGUCGCUAAAAAGGCAGAUUCUACUUAUCCAAUUGUCUCAGCCGCUAGUAUUUGCGCUAAAGUCACUCGCGACACCGCUUUAAAGGUAUGGAAGUUUCCCGAAGGAAUCAAGUUGAGUUCUGCCAAAUUUGGUAGUGGCUAUCCAGGUGAUCCAGUCACUAAACGUUUUCUCAGUGAGAAUUUGGACAUGGUGUUCGGUUUCCCAAGGCUUGUACGUUUCAGUUGGUCAACGGCGGAGAACGCUCUAGCGAAUAAAGUAUUUGAAAUGGAAUUCGAUGAACCAGAUGAUCAAAAACCGAAAUAUGCUGGGCCUAAGUUAACUCAGUUUUUCAAAGGGGCGACAAAAAACGGCGACGUGCAACGUAAACCCUGUCGAUUUUUUAGGGAACGUUUUCUAGAUAGCAUUACCGAUUUCUAAUAAGACUAAGACUAAAGUACUAUGUAAAAAUUAUGUAAUCUGUAAUAAAUUUUUAAUUGUAAUAGAAAUCCACUAUAUAAAAAUUGUUAUAUUGAUGGCAUACCUGCAGUACUGCCCAUAUAUGGGCAUAGCGACGAAUAAAAUCGUUAUAAAUUCAUCA
This is a messenger RNA of Bactrocera tryoni, 1414 nucleotides long. Its product is annotated as ribonuclease H2 subunit A. Gene Ontology annotation, molecular function: RNA binding; RNA-DNA hybrid ribonuclease activity. The record is from RefSeq and is a predicted model, not a curated record. The transcript has a single exon. Lineage: Eukaryota; Metazoa; Arthropoda; Insecta; Diptera; Tephritidae. Gene Ontology annotation, cellular component: ribonuclease H2 complex. Bases 118 to 1254 code for a protein of 378 amino acids. Gene Ontology annotation, biological process: mismatch repair; DNA replication, removal of RNA primer.